UCGGGUCGACUAGCUCGAGUUGUCGCUAACAAACAAAUACACACACGCACACACACACACACACACACACGUAGACAGCAUGUGGUCCAAGAUUGCCAUUGUCGGUGCCCUGACCAUGAUGGGCGGUGUCCUCUACUCGAGCGUUGUGGACAACUUUGCGUAUGUGGAUCGAUCCCUGGACGUGGCCAUGCCCAGGGCGCGGCGUCAUGUGGAGCAGCCGUCGGAGUGAGCGGCGCAUGGAGUUGGAGAUGGCUACGAGGGGAAUGGGUUGGGGACGAUGGAAGUAAAGUGAAGUGAAGUGAAGUGAAGUGGAGUGGAGUGGAGUGAAGUGAAGUGCUUGGCCAGUGGAUUCGCUUGCAACUAGUUCACUCCGUGUUGUUGUCGCAACCAAAUGAACUAGUUCAUUAAGACCUCCAACAGCAGCAGAGCUGCCAUCUACUCUCCGCUUGUGUUUGUACAGUCCAUAUGCAUGAACCACAAGCGCGAACCAGCAGCAAAUGAACCAGUUCUUCACAGUGCCAAGAUGAACAAUAGUCAAAACAUCAAGCAAAGCAGUUCGAGCUUUAAAUUACUAUAUAAACUUUAAGUCAACCACAUUUU
Drosophila navojoa is the source of this 600-nucleotide messenger RNA. RefSeq lists its product as uncharacterized. NCBI's taxonomy places the organism in Eukaryota, Metazoa, Arthropoda, Insecta, Diptera, Drosophilidae. The record is from RefSeq and is a predicted model, not a curated record.